Molecule: messenger RNA, 483 nt
Organism: Helobdella robusta
Lineage: Eukaryota; Metazoa; Annelida; Clitellata; Rhynchobdellida; Glossiphoniidae
Exons: 3
Biological process (GO): mitochondrial translation
Cellular component (GO): mitochondrial large ribosomal subunit
Molecular function (GO): structural constituent of ribosome
Source: RefSeq, a predicted model, not a curated record
GGCAUUGGGAGGUAUGUAUGCCAGCUACAACGACUCACCAUCAAAUUUUGUAAGAGUCAUGGUUCUAGUAGAAGUGCCAGGGAUUUCAUUGAGCAGCAUCUGCUGGAGUUUACAAGAUCAAAUCCUGGGAUAGUUGUCUAUUUGAAACCUCGACGGUUAAAAGCUCCUCUUAUCGUCGGAACAUUUUUAAAUGGCAACGAGCAAAAGAUUCCAAUAUCUGACAAGUCAGUCGAAGAAAUAUGCCAGUGGGUGGAACACCUAAAGAACAUAUCUGGCUCCAGUGAGCACAGACUGGUGAAGACCUGGAGAACAGACACGCCCAGUAUCCAAGGAGUGUGGACACCUUACCUCAAUAAAAAUCCCAAACACAACAUCACAGAUUUUCCUAGUGAUUCUCCUGAAUUUAAACACCAGCCUACUGAGAAAUCUGCCUCUCAAAAUCUUUUGGAAAGAGCAGAUCAGUUACGACGAUUGAAAGCCUGA